GUCUUUACACCAGGCGCAGAAAUGUGGCGUUUGUGGAAGUUAUUACCCAGUAGUGUUAUUAACUAAAUUAUUGUUUUCUUUAAUUUAGUAUAAACACACAACGUAUACAUAAUUAUCUUGUAUCGAAACAAUUACUCGUCACAGGCAAAUCAUGUAAAUGGUAUUCAUAUAGUAAAUGUGUUUUUGUUUGGUGCUUCAUUAUUUAUCAACUAUCUACACGUCGAAAUAUGACAUGCUCCAGUCUUCGAUCAACAAACACGCUAGCUACUUCUCAAAAUGGUAGUGAAACGGUUUUUUCUUAUAUAUCUCCUAAGCGGUUUAUGCGAAGCUAGGAGUGAGAGACACGGAAAGCACAAGAAUGACCACGGCGAUAAAAUGUUGUGGAAAAACGAAUAUGAAAAUGAAUUAACCAACGCAAUGAUAAAUUCGAAGAAACAUCGAAAUUAUACUCGGGUCCCACAAUCAACAUCCGACAGUGAAAUGGUGUUAGAAAAGUUGUUGGAAUCAAUAACAUCUAGUGAAAAAUAUUUAAAGAAAGUUGAUAGCAUAGAUUUCAGACUAAAUAGGUUAGAUAUAGAGGUACAUGAAAAAUCUAAUAGUAUUCUUAAAUACUUAACUGAGAUCUUAAAAACUGUCCAGAAUUCAGGAUACUCAGAGAAGAUGGAACCGGAAUUAGAUAAAAUAAAGCAAGAUAUAAGUCAUAUAAAAAAUAUAUUUGAUAAGAAUCUACGCGCGAGUGAUAAGGUUGAAGGGACCGAGUACCAAAUGGAAACGUCAUUGGAUAAUCGAUUGACAUUUUUGGAGAGUCAUAUGAAGAAUAUAAUGGCUAGUGUCGAAUCAAUUGCCUCGAUUAUAUCCGAAGUGAAGACUCGACAGAAUACAAGAACUGUAGUCAGGCCAGACGCAACCGGUUCUUUGGAAACAAUUGGACUAAUUUCAGAAUUUAGAAGAGCAUUACAGGAACAGAAGUCGAGAAAAUGUGACUGCAAGAUUGGUAGAGUGGAUCGCAUAGAAAGAUAUCCAACCGAUUGCCAGGAGAUUCAAAUGCAGGGCUUCAAUGUGUCUGGGAUUUAUAAAAUUAGACCCGAUGAUAUGGAGCCUUUUUACGUCUUAUGUGAUCUUAGCAGUGCGGGCGGUGGCUGGACGGUUAUACAAAAUCGAUUUGACGGGUCCCAAGACUUCUUUAAAACAUGGUCAGAUUAUAAGUAUGGGUUUGGUAACCUGGCAGGUGAGUUUUGGCUCGGCCUCGAGAAACUGAACUAUCUCACGAAUCAGAAACUCUACGAAUUGAGAAUUGAAAUGGAAUCUCAAACCAGCCAAGAAACUUUCGCAACAUUUUCCGUGUUCACUGUUGGACCUGAACAUGAAGGAUACAGGAUCAGUACUUUAGGCACUUAUAGAGGAAACGCAGGCGAUUCUUUGUCAUACCACGCGGGUCAGAAGUUUUCCACUCCCGAUGUGGAUAAUGAUGAGUGGAAGGAUGGGACCUGCGCGGUAGAACAUGGUGGAGCGUGGUGGUACAAGGAAUGUGAUAAGAGUAACUUGAAUGGCAAGUAUUCCCCUCCUGAAGAUCACCAUGGCCAGUCGAUAUACUGGAUUUCGUUCAAGGGGCCUAGUUCACCACUUGCCAAGACCCGCAUGAUGAUCAGACCGUUACCUGCCAGCAGACCUACAGAUUUCACUGAUCAAUCUAGGAAAAUUAUGGAAACUUCCAAAACAAAACCAUUGGACAAGCAAGCAGCGCGUAAAGAAAAUUAUGAUACUCGCCACCCUCCCUACCGUUAUGAGGACAACCUUCGAGCCGAGGGCUUCUUUCCGACCUACGCUUAAUUUUAAGGAAAAAUGAUUUAGUUAAGUGUUGAAUUAUUGAAAUUUGACGCAACACUCGGUUUAUAGAAAACAUGUGUUUUAUUUAAAAACAUAUUUCAAUGAAUUAUUGUUUGAACUAUUAUUAUGUUAUAUAGGAAGGCGUUAUCUCUAACAUACUUUUAAGAUAAAAAUCAAGCAUUUUUCAUAACACAGGAUUUCUCUCAAUUCAAUAAUGUUUAAUAAAAAUUGUAAGAUUGUCUUAUCAAAGAAAUUUAUUAAGAAAAAUCUGACGUUUUACACUAUUCGCUUACCGUAAUUAAGUUCGUAAGCCGCUUGAUUACCUUUGUGAUUUCAUUAUUAACUUAUAAAUAAUUUUUAUAGUAACAUGCACUGUUUUUGUUGUAUUCGUCCAUACUAAUAGUUGUAUUAUUAUAUUAAUUAAAAAAAAAAGAAUUCUUUAAAACGUAGUAGAUUAAGGUAGUUAGAUGGGUCCACCGCGAUACUGUUAUUACGCUGUAAUAAAUUUUGAUAAACAGCUAAGGUAUUGAUAUAUUAUAUACAACAUUAUUAACGACUUAUCUAUUUUAUUUAUACCCAUCGCAAAGAUCUUUCUUUGCUUGUAAAGUAACUUGUAAGUAUUUAAUAUUACACUGCAUAAAUCAGAGCAUAUACAUUUUAUA
Messenger RNA from Pieris brassicae (large cabbage white), 2489 nucleotides. RefSeq names its product techylectin-5A-like. Bases 277 to 1830 code for a protein of 517 amino acids. The record is from RefSeq and is a predicted model, not a curated record. Lineage: Eukaryota; Metazoa; Arthropoda; Insecta; Lepidoptera; Pieridae. The transcript has 8 exons.